Molecule: messenger RNA, 639 nt
Organism: Protopolystoma xenopodis
Lineage: Eukaryota; Metazoa; Platyhelminthes; Monogenea; Polystomatidea; Polystomatidae
Source: the annotation of a GenBank genome assembly
GCAUACCAUCAAUGGAUCCCUGCGGUGCCUCAGUUGGCGUGGGAGCUUUGGCAUUUGGCACACCCUGGUCUGUUGGUCAGUCAGGUGGAAACCUUCAUUAGGCUCCAAAAGAGCAGUGAUCCACAGUCCGAAUACUCUUUUUCUGCUAAUAUCGACGUAAAGGGGACGGAUUCGACUGGACUUGCCAAUCAGCACUCUGGAUCCUCGGGACUCGCGAAUGUUCAUAUGAUUUCAGAUGCUUCUGAAGCCUUUAGAUCCCAACAGAACACCGCGUCGGUCGAGCAAAUACAGGCUACUGCUUGGGGCACUGACGAGAAGUCUACUAUGCCCACCACACCUGCUCACCUUGACACUUCAGUAGCCGCCACCACUAGGCCUGUAUUCAAAGACUCUUCUGACGCUUCCGUGUCGUCCGAUCAGUGUCCAGUCACCAACAACGAACAGGCCAGCCUCGACCUGCCCAGCCGCUUGGUCGCUUGCUUUGGUCUGGCCGAAGCAGAUCAUUCCGGUUACCUGUCUCUGGUGGCCAGCCUCCUUAAGCCAGCCAGGCGGCUUCGUGCCUAUUGUGCCAUAUUUGCUGCACUCCUCAAUAGCUAUUCAAGUCACCAUCCCGACUUUGCUAGUUGCAAGAGUAGGUGA